AUGACUCUCUUAAGUCCGGAUUUCAAGCACCAAGUCCCUUUACUUGAAAGUCCACUGCAUUCCCCCCUCCGUUCUCGAGCGUUAACUCCGAUAGAUGGCGAUCCAACAUGGUCCACAGUCAAUUAUUUAAAGGUUCCAGAGACCCGAAAACAUGACAGUAUCACACAAUUGUGAACAGACCAAGCAAACAUUUCCCAGGCUCUGUUUGUUUACAUUCAUCUUAUAACAAAAUGCUGUCUUUCAAUCCUUUGACCGAUAUUCCUGACCUUAGCGGAAAAGUCUGCCUGGUGACAGGAGCCAACUCCGGGCUGGGAGAAGCAACUGUGGCUGCGUUAGCCACGCACCGUCCAGCAAAGAUCUAUCUCGCCGCUCGCAGUCGCUCAAAAGCGGAGGGUGCCCUGGAGCGCAUUAGAUCCACUUCAUCCGAAGCCUCGAAAACCGAUAUCUCCAUUCUGGAUCUCGAUCUCGCGUCGUUCGAGUCUGUGAAGGCGGCGGCGGCGCGGGUCAACAGAGAGGUCGAUCGCCUUGAUAUCCUCCAGCUCAAUGGAGGGAUUGCCAUGCUUCCGCACGACGUCACCAAGGAUGGCUUCGAGCUUCAAUUCGGCACAAACUACCUGGGCCAUGCCCUGCUCACGCAGCUCCUGAUGCCAAUCCUCUUAACCACAGCCCGACUCCCCGAUGCCGACGUAAGAACUGUGUGGAUGUCCUCCGUAGGGCACAAGACCUUUUCCAGCAAAGAGGGAAUCCACUUCGACCAGCUCAAAACUCCUAUGGAGUCUCACAGUGGACCCGGCCUAUAUGCCCAGGCGAUGCUUGCCAAAAUCCUCUUUGGCCGCGAGCUCGCUCGCCGGUAUCCUCAAAUCACCUCCUCGUCCCUGCAUCCAGGCACCGUCAGGUCUAAUGUCUGGGGUGGUGCGAAAAACACGAAUUUCCUUGUGAAACUUCUCUUCGCGGUGGUUGUACCUCUGACUGGAGUUUCGAACGAAGAGGGAGCCAAGACGCAGCUAUGGUGCAGCUUCAGCAAGGACGUGGAAAACGGGGCAUACUACGAGCCUAUCGGAAAGACGGGACAAGACAGUCCGCUCUCGCGGGACUCUGAACUGGCCAGAAAGUUGUGGGAUUGGACGGAGAAGACGUUAGAGGCGCAUGGCGCACCAGGAUGGCCAUCAUCCUAGGCCGGCCUUGAUUUAUCUGUCGCUUCUGAUUUUUGCUGUCCGUGUUUCUGUUUUGUGCAUCGAUUCCUGUUCUAGUGCGCAAAUCUUCGAUUUCGUUGUGUCUUUAGCUCCUGUAUUUUUGUCUAAUUUCAUGCGUAUGGGUUUGGAUGCAGUCUACUCCAUUCAAGAACC
This is a messenger RNA of Aspergillus steynii IBT 23096, 1346 nucleotides long. Its product is annotated as NAD(P)-binding protein. NCBI's taxonomy places the organism in Eukaryota, Fungi, Ascomycota, Eurotiomycetes, Eurotiales, Aspergillaceae. The record is from RefSeq and is a predicted model, not a curated record. The transcript has a single exon. Bases 231 to 1175 code for a protein of 314 amino acids.